UUUUCAGUCAAACCCUCGUUGACCCUCUCUCUCCUCUCUCUCUCUCUUUCUCUCUAAAUCCUUUCUCUUUAUAAACUAAAACACAACGUCACUUCUUUAUAUAAUAAACAAAGAACACAUCUCUCUUCUGUAGUAGCAAUGGCUCCAAAACAGGUGAAUGGUUGUAGUAACGCCGCCGCGAAGAUAACGUUGACGACGAGGAAGGAAGUACAUUUCAGAGGUGUGAGGAAGCGUCCGUGGGGAAGAUACGCGGCGGAGAUCCGUGACCCGGGUAAGAAAACACGUGUUUGGCUCGGUACGUUCGACACGGCGGAAGAAGCCGCUAGAGCUUACGACACUGCCGCAAGAGAGUUUCGCGGCUCGAAAGCGAAGACUAAUUUCCCUCUUCCCGGCGAGUCUUCUGCUAGUACUACUAUGGUUAACGACGGAAGAGAAAACGGUUCUUACGUCAACCGUACGGCGGCGCGUGAGAUGACGCGUCAGAGAUUCCCGUUUGCAUGUCAAAGGGAACGUAAAGUCGUCGGCGGUUACGCUGCAGCCGGGUUCUUCUUUGAUCCGUCAAGAGCUGCUGCGUUGAGAGCGGAGCUUUCUCGGGCUUAUCCGGUUCGAUUUGAUCCGGUUAAUAUCGAGUUGAGUAUUGGUAUUCGAGAAACCGUGAAAGUUGAACCGAGAAGAGAACUAAACCUGGAUCUUAACCUAGCUCCACCGGUUGUGGACGUCUAGAUUUUUUUCGUUUUUGUUCGUAAUAUGUUCUUUAACGUUCCCGGAAAAUAAUUAAUGUUUUGAUCUUUUUGUGUUUAGUAGAAAAAAUAGUGUCCUAUAUUUUUGGCUAAGUAAAAAGGACAUGUUUUUAGAAAUCUCUUUUUGUUUUUAGUUUCUCUAUAGACUAUGGGUUCCUCUAAUUAUGUAGAUGUAAUUAUUAAUCAAAUAUCUCCUUCUUCUU
Molecule: messenger RNA, 943 nt
Organism: Camelina sativa (false flax)
Lineage: Eukaryota; Viridiplantae; Streptophyta; Magnoliopsida; Brassicales; Brassicaceae
Product: ethylene-responsive transcription factor 9-like
Biological process (GO): regulation of DNA-templated transcription
Molecular function (GO): DNA binding; DNA-binding transcription factor activity
Source: RefSeq, a predicted model, not a curated record